AUGAGUUUUUUUCAUUUAUCUCCAUUUUUGUGCUUUUUCGUUUGUUUUGUUUCAGGAACUACGACAACCGUGUCCAUCUGCUUCAGUUCUGCAUUUGCUGUCAAAUCGCCUCCUCAAAUUGCUUCAUCUUCAGUCGCUGAUCCUGGUGAUUUCGUAUUGAAGGGAUUCUCGGUCUUUUGACUGAGAAUUUUCCGUUUUCAAGCUCGAAUCGCCAGGAUAAUCACCAUCAAGUGGCAAAUUUGGAAACAAGUCUGGCUCGCCAAAAAUUUGGAAACAUUUCCAGCACGCUGGAAAUUUUCCAUUUUUCUGGCUCAUAUCGGACUGUUUCUAGGUUUUGCCACUAGCGCAUCACGCGCUCAUCAUUAAAAUAAUAAAGUUUUUUUUGUAAUGCGUUUUUGAUUCCUCCCAAUCGACUGGUUUCUUGAAAAUUCCGAUACUAAUCAUUUUUUUUUCCAGAAUUGUCAUUGCUGAUUUUCUACUUCUCAGUCUUCUUCAACCGUCUCCUGCAAUCUUCACAAGAUCGCCGCUGUCAAGCUGACUUCAACACACAUCAUUGCUAUCAAUUCGUCGCCUCAUCUUCAGUCGCUGUUCAACACCUUCAAUGCCGAGCAGCCGCAAAUCAUCGUCGUCUUCAGAAGCCGCCAAGUCGAGCUGGAAAUGGAAGAUUUUUGCACCGCCUAUAGGAUUUCAAUCGCAAUUCGAGUUACCAGGUAGUUUUUUCAAUUUUUAUUAGUUAGUUAGCUUAAAUCUGAUGUUGGUUUUUAAGCUAGAUAAUUUUCAAUCAUUAUCAGCAACAUUUUUGGCGUGUAGGAUUUACUCCGAUAGUCAAAUAAAAAUGUGCAAUUUGGCUGAAGAUCUUUGAGCAUAAGAUUUACUCUGAUAUCGAAGAUUAUUAGGCGAUGAUUGAAGAUUUUUGGCUUAGAAAAAACAUUAAUGCUUUAGAGUUAUGUAUUUAUUUGUUAGAGUAUACGUUUUUCCCACAUUUUCUCAUUUUCAAGAUCGAAUCAAUGUGAUGUUUCAAGUUGGCAGCGUCGACUUCAACAACAUCUUCCACAAUCUCCACAACGACAGCGAUUGCCAAAGCGGUUCCGACUCCGAAAGUUGCUGUUGUUCCACCACGUGAGCUGAGAUGUCAAGCUUUUGCCGAGUUGCCACGUCUCAGUCUGCUUGAAUCGUACCCUGCAAAUUUCGCAAUCGCCUCUGCCAAGCUGACUGCUCCACUCCAAUACAACGCCAUCAAUUCGUCGUAGUCUUCAGCCGCUGUUCAAAACCUGGAAUGUCGAGCUGCCGCAAAUCCAUCGUCGUCUUCAGAAGCCGCCGUUCAAUCGGAAUUCGAUUUAUCAGGUCGUUUUUUUUUAAUUUUUAUUUAAAAUUAGGAUACGUUUUCUAGAUAUUUUAAAACUUCUAGAUGAUUUAGGCUUUAAUUGUAAAUUUAAAGAAAUGUAGGAUUUUAAGCUAAUUAAUUUUCAAUCAUUAUCAGCAACAUUUUUGGCGUGUAGGAUUUACUCCGAUAGUCAAAUAAAAAUGUGCAAUUUGGCUGAAAACCUUUGAGCAUAAGAUUUACUCUGAUAUCGAAGAUUAUUAGGCGAUGAUUGAAGAUUUUUGGCUUAGAAAAAACAUUAAUGCUUUAGAGUUAUGUAUUUAUUUGUUAGAGUACGUUUUUCCCACAUUUUCUCAUUUUCAAGAUCGAAUCAUUGUGAUGUUUCAAGUUGGCAGCGUCGACUUCAACAACAUCUUCUACAAUCUCUACAACGACAGCACUUGCCGAAACGGUUCCGACUCCGAAAGCUGAUGUUGCUCCACCACGUGAGCAGAAAUGUCAAGUGUUUGCCGAGUUGCCACAUCUCAGUCUGCUUGAAUCGUCCCCUGCAAAUUUCGCAAUCGCCUCUGCCAAGCUGACCGCUCCACUCCAAUACAUCGUAAACGGCUGUUGCACCUCCGUAAGCUGCAGCCGCGAGUCGUGACCACAAGGAGUCUUCUCUACGCAGGGAGACAGCUAAGCAACUUGUAGGACUGUAUAAUGAAUGUUUUUUGAGUGAGUUUUUUUGUUUCCCCAUAAUCAACAGAUUUAUCCAUGUAUUGGUAGCAAAGUUCUUUUUUCAGAAUUGUCAGUGCAAUGCCAAGCUGCUGAUCGCGAGUCGCAUCCGGAUGAAGUCGAGCAGCCUCCGAGUGUAGCCAGUGAUGGAUCGGUGACUCGAAAGAUGACAACCAGCCCAGUAUGGCCACGAAGUUCAACAACAAGAACGGAGGACGAGGACAAAUGCAUUGUAGUUAGUUUAUUUUUUAGGGUUGGACCCCGUAAAACGAAAAAAUUUAGAAAUUAAUAACUUUUUAGUAUCUUUUUCAAAUUUUCAUCAAUUAA
This is a messenger RNA of Caenorhabditis angaria, 2362 nucleotides long. Lineage: Eukaryota; Metazoa; Nematoda; Chromadorea; Rhabditida; Rhabditidae. The record is from the annotation of a GenBank genome assembly.